GCUUAAGACAUAAUAAGAACUGGGCACUAAAGUUAUUCCAUGGCUCCAGCCCGCAUUAUUUUGUUCAUGGGCCAAAUUAUCUUAAUACCGGUUGGAUUAAUGGUUCACAGUUAAGUGAUAUUACUUUAGUAUCAGAGCUAACAAAUUUUUAUCAUAUAAAUAUUGAUGGAUUUUCAGGAAUCAUGCGCAUGAAUGCACAUUGGCCCAUCCCUAAGCUUGGCCGUCGUGUGCGGCUAAAUUUACUUUAUGUAAGAUACUAUUACCAUCGGAUAAGAGUAUUACAGCCAGUGCGGAUGUAG
Molecule: messenger RNA, 299 nt
Organism: Ambispora leptoticha
Lineage: Eukaryota; Fungi; Glomeromycota; Glomeromycetes; Archaeosporales; Ambisporaceae
Source: the annotation of a GenBank genome assembly